AUGAGUCUUUUUAAAAGAUAUGCUAUUGGUGCUUUUUUUCCUAAGUUUAGAAUAGUUGCUUUAAAUUCAACUUGGGCAAAUGUUAAGCAAGGUCCUCUUGAUCCCAUUUUAGGAAUUAAUGAAGUCUUUAAUCUUGAUAAAAGUAGUUUAAAAGUUAAUUUGGGUGUUGGUUCAUACCGUGAUGAUAAUGGAAAGCCAUAUGUUCUUCCUUCAGUUAAACAAGCAGAGAAGAAUAUUUUUGCUGCAGAUUUGGAUAAAGAAUAUACGUUGAUUUCUGGUAUUCCAUCUUUUACGAAAUAUGCAGCAGAAUUAGCGUAUGGUGAAAACUCUGCACCUUUGAAAGAAAACCGUAUUUCAGUUGUUCAGUGUAUUUCAGGGACAGGUGCAUUACGUGUAGGUGGGGAAUUUUUGAAUAGAUUUUAUUCGAGUAAAAAAAUAUAUCUUCCUACACCGACUUGGGGGAACCAUACACCUAUAUUUAAAGAUUCAGGGUUAGAGGUGCAUAGAUAUCGAUAUUAUAAUAAAGAUACUAUUGGCCUUGAUCUUGAAGGUGCACUUGAAGAUAUUCAAUCUGCACCUCAAGGGUCUAUUAUUUUGUUUCAUACUUCUGCACACAACCCUACAGGUGUAGAUCCUACGCAAGACCAAUGGCAUCUUUUUUCAGAUGUUAUUAAGUCAAGAAAUCACUUUGUAUUUUUUGAUAUGGCUUAUCAAGGAUUUGCAUCUGGCGAUGUUGUAAAAGAUGCUUAUGCAUUGAGGUAUUUUGUAAAGCAAGGACAUAAUUUGUGUGUUAGUCAAUCUUUUUCUAAAAAUAUGGGUCUUUAUGGUGAACGCGUUGGUACAUUCUCUAUUGUUUGUGAAUCUUUGGAUGAAAAGAAACGAGUAGAAAGUCAGUUGAAGAUUUUAAUACGUCCUCUCAUUUCGAAUCCACCUAUUCAUGGUGCUCGAAUUGCAGUAGAGAUUUUAAGUAAUGAAAAGCUUUAUAAACAAUGGCUUUCUGAAUUAAAAAAAAUGGCAGAUAGGAUUAUUUUAUCAAGGAAAUUACUUCGUAAGUAUCUUGAAGAGGAUUUUCAAUCUAAGCAUGAUUGGUCACAUAUUACCUCUCAAAUAGGCAUGUUUUGUUAUACGGGUCUUAAUCCACUUCAAGUUAAGCGUCUUGCUGAUGAAUAUCAUAUUUAUUUAACAAAUGACGGAAGAAUUUCUAUGGCUGGUGUCUGUAGCAGUAAUGUUCGAUAUGUUUCUGAAUCUAUACAUAAUGUUACAAAAUAA
Pneumocystis jirovecii RU7 is the source of this 1269-nucleotide messenger RNA. RefSeq lists its product as uncharacterized. The transcript is spliced from 8 exons. The record is from RefSeq and is a predicted model, not a curated record. Gene Ontology annotation, molecular function: pyridoxal phosphate binding; L-aspartate:2-oxoglutarate transaminase activity. The coding region runs from base 1 to 1269 and encodes 422 amino acids. NCBI's taxonomy places the organism in Eukaryota, Fungi, Ascomycota, Pneumocystomycetes, Pneumocystales, Pneumocystaceae. Gene Ontology annotation, biological process: L-aspartate catabolic process; biosynthetic process. Gene Ontology annotation, cellular component: mitochondrion.